Messenger RNA from Macadamia integrifolia, 2120 nucleotides. RefSeq names its product long-chain-alcohol oxidase FAO4A-like. The annotation marks the transcript as partial. The record is from RefSeq and is a predicted model, not a curated record. The transcript is spliced from 2 exons. Gene Ontology annotation, molecular function: long-chain-alcohol oxidase activity; flavin adenine dinucleotide binding. Lineage: Eukaryota; Viridiplantae; Streptophyta; Magnoliopsida; Proteales; Proteaceae.
AAAGCAUCUUAUGAUCUUCUAUUUCCUUACCCAAAAAAAGAAAAAAAAAUUCUUUUAUUUCAGGUAGAUGAGAAUAAUCAUAACAUAUCGUGGGAAGCACUGGGCUAUUGUGGACCAGAUCCGGAUUUCAAGAAAGAGUCUCAAGAAACUGAGAGAACUGGACAAGAAGGAGAUGGAAAUAAAGAGAAGCUUGUAGGACCUCUUUAUAGAGGUAUCAUUGACAUAACACAACCAAGGGAAGUUCUCUCAGCAACCCUUGAGCGAUCAGGAUUUUCUGUGUCACUUCACCAUCAUCUACCCACUAAUAAAAAACCCCACUCAUCUCUAUCUUCUCCUUCUUUAACCAUCCAAUGUGAUGUGGUGGUUGUGGGUUCUGGUUCUGGUGGUGGAGUUGCUGCUGGUGUUCUUGCCAAAGAAGGCUACAAGGUUCUUGUCCUAGAAAAAGGAAACUACUAUGCAAGAAGCAAUCUGUCACUUCUUGAAGGACCAACUAUGGAUCAAAUGUAUCUAAAUAAUGGAUUACUGGUUACUGAUGAUUUGGGUGUGACAAUUCUGGCUGGCUCAACUGUUGGUGGGGGUUCUACAAUUAAUUGGUCAGCUUCUAUUAGAACUCCAGAUCAUGUAAUCAAGGAAUGGUGUGACACUCAUGAGCUUGAGUUAUUUGAUAGCAAGCUUUAUAAACAUGCAUUGGAUGUAGUUUGUGAGCGUAUGGGAGUUCAAUCUGAUUUUGAUGAAGAAGGAUUCAACAAUGCAGUGUUAAGAAAAGGGUGUAAUGAGUUGGGUUAUCCAGUAAACAACAUCCCUCGAAAUUCAACUUCAGAUCACUAUUGUGGGUGGUGUUGUUUUGGGUGCAAGGAUGGGAGAAAGAAGGGUAACUCAGAGACAUGGCUAGUGGACUUGGUGGAGUCAGGUAAUGGUGUAAUACUACCAGGUUGCACAGCUUUAAAAGUCUUACACGAGAGGACUACCAGGAGAUCAAUAAAUGGAAACACUUCGACUGCGAAAGGGGUAGCCUUCGAAUUCAACAAUGGAGGGGAAAAAGAUAUAUGUGUGGUGAAGUCGAAGGUUACAAUUGUUGCAUGUGGUGCACUUUCAACGCCCACGCUAUUAAAGAGAAGUGGAUUGAGGAAUCCAAACAUUGGUAAACACCUUCAUCUUCAUCCUGUGACAAUGGCAUGGGGCUACUUCCCUAAUUCAUCAAAUGGUUUACCUGACUUAUUACAAGAUAAAAAGAGUUAUGAAGGAGGUAUAAUGACAGCAAUGUCCACCGUGGUUGCAAAUUUCGAGGUUUCUGGUGGCCGCGGAGGCUAUGGGGCGGUGAUACAAACACCGGCAUUGCACCCAGGAAUGUUCUCAGCAGUGAUCCCCUGGGUGUCUGGCAUUGACAUAAAAGAGAGAAUGUGCAAGUUCUCAAGGACUGCUCAUAUAUUUGCAUUGGUAAGGGAUAAAGGAUCAGGUACUGUGAACUCAUCAGAUUCAUAUAGUUAUCAAAUGGAUGACAUGGAUGAAGAGAACCUAAGGAAAGGAUUGGAGAAGAUACUUAGGAUAUUGGCAGCUGCAGGGGCUGAAGAGAUUGGUACCCAUCAAGGUGAGGGGAAGAAAUUGAAUGUAAAGCAAGCAAGUAGGCAUGAGUUUGAGAAGUUUGUAAAAGAGGAAAGUAGGAAAAAGCUGAGGGGUUUGUGUUCCACCUUAUGCUCAGCCCACCAAAUGGGAAGCUGUAGGAUGGGAGUGGACCCUACUGAGUCUGUGGUGAACCAAAGGAUGGAGACAUGGGAGGUGGAGGGUCUGUUCCUUGCAGACACAAGCGUAUUUCCUACGGCGUUGGGUGUGAAUCCAAUGGUCACGGCCCAGGCCAUAGCUUAUUGCACUGCUCGCUCUGUUCUUGAUGUCCUUUGGAGGAAGAAGAACUGAAACUGAAUCAGAUAAGCAUGCUACCUGGCUAAAUUUUGUUUUCAGUUCUCUGUUUGAUCCUCCGAAUAAUAAAUUAUUCUUGUGUAUGGAGAAUAUGUAAUCCUUAUAUAUCCAUUAUAUAACUGGAUGUAUUCAUGCUUUGUGGUAAACCUUUCACUUGAUUACCUUACCCCUCUUGUUUAUUUAAAUACUUUAUCUUUGCCUUAUUA